Lachancea thermotolerans CBS 6340 is the source of this 1251-nucleotide messenger RNA. It is a transcript of the gene ART10, whose product is annotated as Art10p. Lineage: Eukaryota; Fungi; Ascomycota; Saccharomycetes; Saccharomycetales; Saccharomycetaceae. The transcript has a single exon. The record is from RefSeq and is a predicted model, not a curated record. Bases 1 to 1251 code for a protein of 416 amino acids.
AUGGGCCCGAAGCUGAAGUUGCUGGUGAAUAAGCCCGCGAAUGGCGAGUUCCAUGUUUCUAACGAAGCUAUAACCGGAAAGGUCGUGCUGGAGCUGGAGAAGCCGGCGCCCAUAAAAGAGCUAUCUGUAACAAUGCGGGGUACAUCACAGACAAUAGUUGAGAUGACACCAGAGGCACAGAACCUGAUACGGCCGCACUUCCCUAUGAAGUCGAGUCAUACGUUAGUGAACCAGAAGCGGCAGCUAUUCCCUCCUGCCAAUGUUAGCAAAGCGCUAGACGGACCGGGGAAAGGGUUCCAAGUGACAAAGGGUUCGUACAGCUACGAAUUCGAGCUGAACAUCCCGCAUUGGCUCAAAUGCAUGGGUGACCAUGGGCCUCGGGGGGCAGGCUUCAACAAGGAUGAGGAGGAGCCACGGCUUCCGCCCAGCUUCAACAGCAUCGCGUCGCAAGCCCCAGCAAACGAUCCUAUAAGCUUCUAUCACAAAAUGGGUACAGUGACUUAUUACGUCAAAGCACAACUAAUACUAGGGAAGAGUAUGUUCAGACUGACGCCGUCAGACCCGAUUUUGGAGGCAUACGAGGUGAUUAAUUUCUUCCCGGACCCCAACAAAGAGCGCAGUUCCGCGGGCCGCACGCAGAGCUUCGUGUCCAAAAAAGCAGUACAAUUUGAGAAGGAGCUCUCAGCGCGUCUCGAAGUUAGAGCAAAGCGUCUCCAGGAAGUCCACCGUUUGGAUCACCUUUUCAAGUCCGGAUCUCGUCGCCUUGACAGGGUAUAUUUGGUUUUCGAAACACCCCCUCCCCCUAAGUUUGCUCUGUCAAUCACCCGUUGCAGGCUGCAGCUCGUCGAAGUAGUGAAUUAUCUCUCGGCAGGUCACAUUAACGCGGUUACUGGGCUGAUUCCAAUCUUGGAUGUCCCUCUGGACCGACAAUUGGACCCAUCGAGAAUACGCUGUUUGGAGAACGGCACCGCGGAGUGGCCACUCGACCUCAGUAACAACCCAGAGUUAGCAAGCUACAGAUUCAAUGAGGAGAACCUCAUAUUCCAAGGAAACAAGUUGUUCAGUUUUGUUUGCUGCAAUAUACGACGCGCCUUCAAGUUUCAUCUGACCUUGACAUUGAGCGCAAAUGGAAAGAGCUUCGAAAUAGACAUGUCAACUACAACAAGCGCUAUUUCCCUUGCCUCCGCCGAAGAGCAUGAGCCUUUGCCAAGGUACGACGUUUCGGAUGCUCCACCCGUUUACCUUAAAUAA